Molecule: messenger RNA, 2670 nt
Organism: Yarrowia lipolytica CLIB122
Lineage: Eukaryota; Fungi; Ascomycota; Dipodascomycetes; Dipodascales
Source: RefSeq, a predicted model, not a curated record
AUGGAAAAGGCCAUUUAUUCCAAGGAUGGCAAGCGGGUGAUCAACCUCAAGUCCCGCGAGACGUUCAAGACGGAAAACGUGAGUUUCGAGUGGGGUGCGGACGACUCCAAGCCCAAAUCGAAAAAGAAGAAGAAGAGGAAGUCAAAGGGUCAGCAGGUGAUUAUCGACAGCAUCGAUCUGGAUGAACGCAGCAUUGUUCACGGAGUCAUGGAAGCCAAGAUGAAGGCUGAAAAGUUGGCGCGUCUGAAGAAGUCGGUCAAUGAUACCUUUCCACCGUCUCCGGCUUCAGGGCUUUCGCCUAGCAUGGAACGACAGACUAUCAAGUAUUUCUGGCUCUCUCUGACGUCCGAGCAGCGACGGGAAUUGGUUCAGGUGGAAAAAGAGGCGGUGUUGAACAAGAUGAAACGCCAACAGAAGAACACGUGUGAAUGCGACAUUUGUGGACGGAAGCGCGUGGCCAUUGAACAGGAGCUGGAAACAUUGUAUGCCGACUACUACAAGGAGCUGGACGCUCUGGCCGAGUCUAAGGACCUACCAUUGUUGCCACUACCUAGCAUGGGUUUUUUCCAGGCUGACGAUGUGUUGCGAGGAGGGCAUCAGGACGGCAACACCACGGAGGAGCUUAGUGAGGCUACCAACCGACUCUCGAUAGCACCAGCGACAACUGCAACAACUCGACCUUUGCCACAGAAUCUGGGCAAGGAAAUUGACGAGGAAGGCGAUACUGAGGAGGACGAACCCUAUGGGUUUGAGGAGGGCGAAGAUGUGCAGAGCCUUGAUGUUUCAUCUGUGGCUGACGAUCUGCUGACCAAUGACGGCAAGAAGUUCAUUGAAAUGAUGGAGCGUUUGGCAGAGAAACGGGCGGGUCGCAUUGAGGAAAUUAGGGAUGGAGAGGAUGAGGAACCCGUGGUGGUGGAAGACGACAAUGACGAUGAAGAGUACGAAAAUGACUCGGACUACUCGGACUACUCCUCGGAGUAUUCCCAGACUGGGGAGUCUCUUACUGCUGACCAGCGCAUGGAGGAGGGACGUCGCAUGUUCCAGAUAUUUGCCGCUCGUAUGUUUGAGCAGCGGGUUUUGCAUGCCUACAAGCAGAGCGUGGCUGCACAGGUCAAGGCUGAGCUGCAGCAGAUGGAGGAGGAGAAGAAAACAUUAGACCUUGAGAAGGAGGCCCGUGAUCAGCAGCGACGAGAGCGUAAAAAGGAGAAAAAGCGCGCUCAGAAGGCUAUCAAGGAGGAGGAAAAAAGAAAGGCUGCCGCUGAGCGAGAAGAGCGUGAGAAACGUGAAGCUGAAGAGGCUGAACGACUGCGUUUGGAGGCCGAGCGAAAGCAGCAGGAAAAGGAAAGGGAAAAGGCCGCUCGAAAGGCCGCUUCCGAGGCUAAGCAGAAGGCCCGUCAAGAAGAGCAGGCACGACUUGCCCGUGAAAAGGAGGAAAAACGACUCGCUCGAAUCAGAGAGAUGGAAGAACGCAUGAGAUUGGCCAAGGAAAAGGAGGAGAGGGAGAAGGAGGAACUUAGAGCGCGUCAGCAACAGGAGGAGGAUGAGAGGAGGGAGAAGGAGAGGUUGGAGGAAGAGAGAAUCGAAAACGAGAGAUUAGAGGCCGAGAGAAUCGAAAACGAGAGGCUUGAAAAGGAGCGAGAGCAGCAGAGAUUGGAGGAGGAAAAAGAACGACAGAGAAUCAAGGAGGAGCGAGAAAAGCAGAAAUUGGAAGAAGAGCGUGAAAAGCGUGCAUCCAUGUCAAUUCCUCUUUCCAAACCUCUUCCCGGAAAGACUCAAAUCCCUGCAAGCCAGCCGGGUACUUCUCUUGGAGGUCUUCAACAGCCUGUGCCACAGGCGGCUCCUGUGGCCCCUGUAGCAAUGAUGCCGCAGUCUCCAUCUCCUCAACUUCCUCCUGGUCUCACUCAACACGUGGCCCAAUCACAGAUUCUGCUGGACAGACUCACUCCUGACCCCACAAGCAGAAUGACUCCCGAACGGCAUACCCCUAGCCCCGGAAGUACCACUAGUAACGCUAAAACGCUGUUGGACUCGCUUUUGCGACCUGCACAAGGCCCAAGCACACCGCCUCCAGGCCCAGGUACCCCCAGAUCAUCCAUCAGCCAUGUUGCGCCUGUUGGUGCUAUCGGUACCAUUGGAAGCCCCGGUCAGGUUAACCAGCAGCCCCUUCAUGUUCAUCCUGGACAUAUGAACCACCUAUCCCAGGGUCCUGUGACUCCAGGUCAAGUGAACCACCCAGUGGGUAACAUUGGACACGUCGGAAACGUGGGCACUGUGGGAAGUAUCGGUCUGGUGAAUCCACCCGAACAACCCAUUAGUCAGCCCAUUUCUCCACCCUCGACCACUCUUCCAAUCUCUCAGCACCGAUUUGAUCCCUGGAAUUCUUCUUACUCCGGUAUCGCGUCGUCGAGCACCCCUGGAAACCGACUAUGGGGUUCUUCUGGAGAGGUCCCUGGAAACGUGAUUCGUCAAGCUGCGUUGGACGCCUAUGAGGAGCUGCACAAAAACGGGUCCAUUGAUUGUAACGGAUUUGUAAACUCUCGAGCUCUUCAGAAUACAGCCCAAAAAUACUCGUCUACAGGUCAGGGAUUCGGUGUCAGUGAGCUAUUCAAGGCCUGUCAAGGGAGUUUCGAUAUUGUUGGAGGCUUGAUGAAACCCAGAGGAGGAUUGUAA